AUGGCUUCCAGUUUGCCCCGGUGCCUCCAACUGUGCCUCCUGUGCGUUGCAGUGAGAUCGGUCGAGUCUGCAAAGUGCGUCUAUCCGGGCGGUGAAUGCUACGAGUUGAGGCUUCAGAAAUGUAAAGACUCAGCCAAUUGGACCAUUCAUGGCCUGUGGCCCGAGUGGGACAAUGGAUGCCCGGGACCGAAGUUCGAUGUCAGCGCUUUGACAUCAAUCCGAAGCGAGAUGGAGGCGAAGUGGAUAUCUUGUCCUGAGUUCGGUGAGGCCAACGAGGUCUUCUGGCAGCAUGAGUGGGAAAAGCAUGGGACAUGCUCGAGAAUGGACGAAGCCAGCUUCUUUAAAAAGGCGUUGCAGCUCUACGAUCAGUACAAGGUCAAAUGUGGCAAAAAGAAGGAAGGGGACUGCGCCAUCUGCUUCAACGAGGACUUGGUCACUCUGGAAACUUGCCCUCCAAUUCUUGGCCUCGUGGUCUGA
Molecule: messenger RNA, 477 nt
Organism: Symbiodinium natans
Lineage: Eukaryota; Dinophyceae; Suessiales; Symbiodiniaceae
Source: the annotation of a GenBank genome assembly